Molecule: messenger RNA, 1277 nt
Organism: Colius striatus (speckled mousebird)
Lineage: Eukaryota; Metazoa; Chordata; Aves; Coliiformes; Coliidae
Gene: MRPS2
Product: mitochondrial ribosomal protein S2
Exons: 4
Coding region: 182-949 (255 amino acids)
Biological process (GO): translation
Cellular component (GO): mitochondrial small ribosomal subunit; ribosome
Molecular function (GO): structural constituent of ribosome
Source: RefSeq, a predicted model, not a curated record
AGGGCCGGUACCGCCCCGGGGAGGGCAGCAGGGCCGGUACCGCCCCGGGGAGGGCAGCAGGGCCGGUACCGCCCAGGGGAGGGCAGCAGGGCCCGGUCCCGCCCCUCAGCGCAGGAAGCGGAAGGCGCUGCCCGCCCUUCCCGCUGCUGCUCCCGCUCCCUGCGGCCGCGGCGCUCGGAGCAUGGCGCUGCCGCGGCUCCUGCGGGCAGCAGCCCCGAGGCUCUACAGCAGCUUACCGGCCCCGGCGUCGGCCCCGGCCUUGGCCCGGCCCCGCGCUGUGGAUGACAAGCUGCUGUCUGAGCCUCUCAGCCACCCGGAUUUCUUCAAUGUGAAGGAGCUUUUCUCCCUGAAAGAUCUGUUCAAUGCACGGGUGCACCUGGGGCACAAAAAGGGAUGCCGGCAUAGAUUCAUGGAGCCCUACAUCUUCGGCUGCCGCCUGGAGCAGGACAUCAUUGACUUGGAGCAGACGAUGCAGCACCUCCAGCUGGCUCUCAACUUCACCGCCCACGUCGCCUACCGCAAGGGCAUCAUCCUGUUCGUCAGCCGCAAGCGCCAGUUCAGCCACCUGAUCGAGAGCACGGCGCGGGAGUGCGGGGAGUUCGCCCACACGCGCUACUGGCAGGGCGGGCUGCUCACCAACGCCCACAUCCACUACGGCACCGGCGUCCGCCUGCCCGACCUCCUCAUCUUCCUCAACAGCCUCAACAACGUCUUCGAGCCCCACGUGGCCAUCCGGGAUGCUGCCAAGAUGAACAUCCCCACGGUUGGGGUGGUGGACACGAACUGCAACCCCUGUCUGAUCACCUACCCCAUCCCCGGCAACGACGACAGCCCCGCUGCCGUGGAGCUCUACUGCAAGCUCUUCAGGAUGACCAUCAUCCGCGCCAAGGACAAGAGGAAGCAGACUGAGCACUUUGGUGACCUGAAGAGGAAAGCAGAAGGCAAUUAGAGCCUUAGAGGCAGGCUCAGCUGUGCCCCGCAGCCAGGGCCCCAGGUUUGGCAGCGCUAGGUGGGGAAGGGACUUCCCAGCUCUGCUGCUGCACAGAGUUCCCACAGUGGUCACAGCUACUCUGGGGCUCUACUUAAAACCGGUCCAGAGCUAUUCGAGGGGAGGUGGAGCCAGGCCAGACCCAGCUCCCGUCCUUCUGGUUGUCCCUGUUGCAAGGAGGUGACAGUGUCCUGUGACCUUCCUGCUUCUGAGCUUGUCACCUCACAUGAAACCAUUUUUAUGUCGCCUCUCCUCUUGAUAUGACAAAUAAAGGGCCCUGUGAUCCUUG